Molecule: messenger RNA, 9853 nt
Organism: Hydractinia symbiolongicarpus
Lineage: Eukaryota; Metazoa; Cnidaria; Hydrozoa; Anthoathecata; Hydractiniidae
Product: cilia- and flagella-associated protein 54-like
Exons: 49
Coding region: 348-9782 (3144 amino acids)
Biological process (GO): cilium assembly
Source: RefSeq, a predicted model, not a curated record
UUAUCACUCUUGUACCUUGUGCAGGAGACCGGGGUUCAAUUCCCCUUGGCGGAGUUUUAAUAUGGGCAAUUGAAUAUUAACAUAGCUUCAGGUUAACCCAAGCCAUGUGAGGGAAAUUGAGAAGUUGGCACACUGUGCAGGCCAUUGGAUGUUGCAGGGAGUUGUCUGGCAGAGCGCUGACCCUAAUUGGGUUUGCUUAGCUCAAAGAGACCAUUAAAUACUCCAGGGCUCCCCAUCAAAGUCAUGGCCCCUCCUGGAAAUAAUAGACAGGGUAUAUCCCUCGAUAUUUGUGAGGCUAGCCAUGUAAAAUAUGCACAUCUAUCUAUUGCUAUAGCUAAAACACAAGAAUGAAUCCUGUUUCACUUGCAUUGAAGCAAGAACUGGAUAGAUUUAUGCAGUCAAUAAAAGGAAAUGCUGCAGACAAAGAGAAUUUUAAAAGUAUCAACACAUUGUUUAACAUAUGGAAUACAUAUAAAGAGAGAAUCAGUAAUGAUGUUUACGUAGAAAAGUUAUUGGGUUUAGGAGAUUUUCUUUUUACAAACCAGUGCUAUAAAAUAGCUUCAUUGCAUUGUUAUGGGCGUUAUCUUGAAAUCAAGUAUCCACAUUUCCAAGACAUGGCUCAAACCUUGACAGAAAAUACAUUUUUGUCAACUUUGUUUGGGAAUUUGAAUGAUACAGAUGAAGUGUCUAAGAUGAUCCGUGGGCUGCUUGGAUAUGCAUCAACAUUUGCUCUUCACACUAUUUUGCAAGAUAUUUCUUUCCAGAAUAAAGCAACUGUUGACAAAACUUUGUUGAUGAUGAAAUUACUACAGAUGACAAUGCAAGUAGCUUUAAAGAAAGAUGCUUACUGCUGGCUUGUGUAUAAUGGUUCAAUUCACAUUUACACUCUUUGCCGUAAACUGAUAAGUGUUGGGUUGUCUAGUCGCGUCCUGGAAUAUCUUAUAUGGGCUUGCAUAUGCAUGGAAUCAUCAGUUCCUUUAAUGACAGUAAAAUAUCUUAGUUGGAGAAGCGAGCUCUAUGCAGCUGUAUGCCAAUGUUACUAUGAUUUGAAAGCUGAUGUUGUUGCUGAAGAGUUUGCAAAAAGGGGAUUGCAAAAGAUUAACGAGCUACAAGAAAUUCAAAAGAUGAGCACAUCACUCGAAACACCUGAAGUUAUAUUUGCAUUUACACAAGCAUCCCUCAAAAUGAAUGCGAUGGUAUUUAAAAGAAGUGUAUUUGAAAGCAGACGUCGACCUAAAGGUAUAUUAAGACCAAAGAUAAAACCACACUUAAAAGAUAUUGCACAGAAUGCUUGGCCUAGGACAGGCACAGAAAGGCUAUUGGCAGAAAUUUUUAAGGGUCGUGCUGCACAGUUUUUAGCUAUUUUAGAAGCACUGACAAAUUCAAAUCGGCGACUGUUGCAAACAAGCUUAGGUGCACCAGAUUUAGAUGAAUGUGUACAAGAUGUCUAUGUGGAAUUGUUUUUUGCUGGAGUUGAAGUUGCGUCUGGUGGUGGUGGCAUCCAACCCCAGCUGCCUGGAAGACGAGGACCUGGCAUUAAGAAUAUUAUCACCAAUCUUACUCUUCUAGAUUUGGCAUCAGCUGGAUCUCAAAGUAUUUCAUUAAAGUCUAUAGUUCGCUUUGUGAAGUUAGCUUAUAAUUACGAAAAUUGGGAAGCUUUUGAUACAUUAGUUGGUGCAACAAUAAAAGAGUUAGAAAAAUAUCCAAAUGAUGCUAACUUCAUCAGGGAAAUAAAAGUGCUUAAGAUAUUGUUAGCUAUGGCAAGUUUUAACACUUCACAUGUAAAGAAGAAGGUUGUUGUGUUAAAGUCUGAGGAGAAUAAUGGAUCUCAGUUUCCUAAAAAUAAUAAAGCUGCUCAUGUUGAUGACUUACUUGUUGUUGCUAAUUUGGUAAACAAAGAUUUAGCUGAUAAAGAUGCAGCAAACUUGAUCAUCUCUUACCAUGAUAUGCUUAUUGAUGUUGCUCUGUUUCUAUGGGGUAAAUGUAAAACUCAUUUUGCACGCAUCAACUCACCUAUAUUUGAAAAUCACAAAUCCAUCUAUCAAGAUUUGCUCUUCUUCAAGUGGCUUCAAAUAUUGAUCAUUACACAAAAAGCAAUGAUUCAGUUGAAUUUACAAAGCAUUGAUGCAUGUGCUGCCAUUGAAGCCAGUUUAAAGUUAGCCAUGGUUUUAGAAUGUCUUGCUACAGCACACAUUAAUGCAGAUAGUACCUUAUAUACAGAUUUAAAUUCUCAGAAUGUGUUUAGUGCAAAAUCAGAGAAGUCUAUUGACACCAAUGCAAAAAAGAAUCUUCUCAUUGAACAUCUCUUGAACAUAGCAACAUAUUUAGAUGUUUCACAAAAUGGAAUUGAUGUGCUGGAUUUUAUAAACAGAAUGUUGACUUUAUGUUUAAAUGCUGUAAAUACAGCUCGAGAUAACAGUUUAUUAACUUCGGGACGUGUUUCUGAUGACAGCUUGCAAGAGGCAUGCAGUGAUAAUGUCAACAACAUGUUUGACAUGAAUCUGAACUCAUUUCAUUUGGAAUUAACGUACCAUCAUCAUCGUAUUCAAAUGCUGCAACAAGUACUUCAGAAACCAUUGGAUAUUCCAAAAGCAAAAAUUAAACAGACUCAACAAAAAAACAAGAAGCCAUCAAUUACUGACAGUGUUGAUGUUUUGUCAAAAGCAGGAAAAAAUGAUUUAUCCAAAGCAUUGUAUCUUAUGAGUUUGGUGCAAACAAAGAGUAUAAGUAAUCCUAAAGAAGUUUCUGCUUUAUUAGAGGAGACAUAUGAACAUCUUCAAAAAGCAGCUAUCGUGGAAGACCGAAUAAGAUCAGAUAAUAUCGCCAAAGGUGUAGUGUCACAAUAUGUACCACCACCUCCCAUCUUGUUAUACAGAGGUUGUACCAGCAUGAUUUUAAAGCCUGCAGAAUAUACACCAAAAGGUGGAGAGCAAAUUGCUUGGUAUUGUUUGUAUUUACGCAAUGCGGCAGGAAAUAAUGUGAAAGUGAGGCUUAGUGACACACAGUAUGCUGGCACGGGAGAGCAGGUACCGUAUAGCAGUAAUUGUCUGUUUACUGUAAAAGGUCUGGAACCAAAUCAAAGGUAUGUUGCUGCUAUCGGUGCUUAUGAUAAAAAGGGAAAACUGAUUGGUGGAUCAAUAGGUCAAACUGGACGACCGUUUCUGGCUGCACACCCAUUACCAUUGAUACUUGCAUAUGCUUAUUUAGCUAAGGUUGCUUUUCAAGAUGAUGGAUGGAAGGUGGCAAAACUAUCAUGUUCUGGCCUCUGGAAUUAUUUUGUCGAAGUGAAACCCAGUGAGCAUUCAAACAUUAAAACUGUAAACAAUGAUUUUAAGCUGCAACCUAAAAGAAUUAAAAUGAACAAUUUGAAUAACAGUUCUCAGAUUGUGCAACGUUAUUUUGUCCAAAGUGUUUUCAUAAUGGUUGAUAUAGCCAUCAAAGAAGGUUGUUUGUUUUGUGACACUUUAUGUGACCAAGGUCCAGUUAAAAAAGGACAGAUUUCUCGGCUAGCUCAAUGUGAGAAACUAUUGGUUGCCAUUGAGCUUUCUGGUUGGUUGAAUGAUAACAUGCUGUGUCUACAAGCUGUUGUGAAAAUGUAUGGUCUUCUUACGCCCAUCAUAUACUGGAAACUACCAAUCAUUCCAGUAAUCAAGAUUCUAUGCGACAUGCUGGGUGUUCUAAAAGAAAUUCACACAAUAUUUAAAAACAAACGACAAACAGCUGCCAGUGAAUCACUUCAGCAUAUGGUGGCUUGUAUUUCACACUACGUAGCUCAGCAUACAGCGAAACACAAGGACAAAAGCGCAACUCUCCAUGUAUUGGAGAUGGGUAAUAAAAUAUUAAAUCAACUGGUACCACCUGACAGCAUCAACGCAGGAUUUGGAGAUGGGAGCUCUGGUGCAGGAACAAAAUAUCAACAGAAGAAACAGUAUAAACGAAACAAACCGAAGGGCAUACUUAAAACUCUCAGCGAUUUCUCUUCUGCCGGUACUUCAUUAAGUAUUCGAGCGCUUGAGAUUUACAAUACCAAGUUGCAGAAAGAAGGUUCUCCAGAUUGCGAUUUAGAAUUGACUGGAACAGAGGAUCCUGUCAUAUUGAAUGCUGUCAUCUCUGCUCUACCUCCGUCUCAAGCAUACAAAGAAGUUCUGAAGUUUAAACGACGAGCUCAGUUCUUGCAGAACUUUGUGACUGUAAUAGCUAAAGCUUCUUACAACCAAUCACACGACGAUGUUUUAGAAUGGACAAAAGACACAAUGGCAUGGUUGACUAAACGGAAUGAGAUUAUUUUAAACAAGCCGUCUAGCGAUCCACGUGGCAUCGUUGUAGUUGCAGCCAAUUCAGAAGACGAUAGAUUAAAGAAAUAUUCAGCUGGUGUUGUGGAAUAUGGAAAGAGCAUUGACAAAAACCUUAAGAAAAUCGAUCACAAUGUGGGAACAGAGAUAUUUAAUGAGAACGAAGAACUUCAGCAAAAAAUCGAAGAAAAAUUAACGGAAAUACCACCCGGAAAGGUUUUAAAAAGUAACAAAUCAACCUGUACCACGAAAGUUAUUGCUGUUAUGACUUCGGAAGAGAAGAGGAGAAAGGAUGCUGCCGCGAAAAUACAGAAUCUUUUACCAGAAGUGUGGAAAUCAAUGCAACGGAGAAAGAAGUUGCGAGAUGUUUCGCUUGAUGAGCUGCCCUGGAGAUGUCAGAUGAAUCUUAUUACAGCGGACAGCUACUUCAAUUCAACUACACAUACGCUGAAAUUAUUGGAGGAAAAACUUGGUUAUCCGGAUCUACGAUUCGAUGAGAGUAUCAUGGACGUCAGCUGGUUUAGUUUGUCGACGUCUGGAAGUAUCAUUGUAUCGUGGGCUGGAUGUUUGAAGACAACAGAAAGCAUUUAUCAAAAAGCAGUUGAUAUUGGUGGCAAAACAAUGGAGCAUGCGCCUGAAAUACACAUCGUUCCCAGUCCCAGUCGACAGUCACUGAGCAUUAAAGUUGAGAAAAUACAGAGCGUUGCUUCGAGAAAAGAAGCAAUAGAAGUUCCCACACAGGAUCCACUUAAGAUGUUUAAAAGUAAUCUUCGCCGCAUGUAUUUGCACUUCAGAAGGUCAUUGGUUUUAUCACAUCGCGGUGAAAACUGGGUCCUUCUUCAGCAAUCAUGUGCCAACCUAUUGGCUGUUACCCAUUCCCUUAUGAUGAAAAUCAUGUUGCUGAAUUCAAGCAUUGAUACUACAACACAUGAAAUCCCAUAUCACAUCAGUGAACUUCGUGCAGUGAUUUGCAAGCCUUUUUCUAUGGCAGCUGAUUUUCUGCUUGAUCUUAUGUUGGAAAUGGAAUCUAUUAGAGCAGAGGACAAAGAAACAUCUAUAUAUGGUGAUAUUCACCAAAACAAAGGAGGCAGUAGUCUAAAAUUUAAUCCAUAUUUCGAUGACAGUUCGUGCAUCGAUUACUGCAACAUAAAACGUGUCAUAACGUUUGCGAUUGAAGUUCUUUUCUACGAUGAAAAAUGGGAGCAACUUUGCAGUAUUAUUAUGAGGUUUAACGCCCUGUCGAAAGAUCAUUUCUCGGAGUCAUUGCAUCCGUUAUUAAUCGUGUCACAACGAUAUUUAGCAGGACGAACAAAAGCAAACAAUACUUUUCCAAAACUUGCCCCACGCGUUAUCUUUGACCAGGAUACUGGCGUGCCAACCGAAAUCCAGUACGAAGCCGCUGUGACCACACCCAUUGAGGUGGGUGCACACAUUGAUCCUGAGGGGCACAAUCUUUAUAAGGUUCCCGAAGAUGGAUUGAAACAUUCUAGUGUUCCAACUGACACACUAGCUUCAUUCAAAAGACUGCACGAGAAUAUGGCUGUAAAACAUUAUAGCUCUCGGAUGUUGGAGCAAAGCCGAAAGUUGUUGUUGUUGUAUUUAGCAGGGCAACAAGCAGGAGUCAACAAUGAAGGGAAAUUGGUAAAAGAGACGUCACGUGUUAGUUUUGUAACUAGUCAAGUAAAACCGCUAUCAGCUGAUCCUGACGAUAUCGCAACACAAGAAUAUGAAGUUUUAGAAGACGUCGAAAAUUACCCUUUGGUAGAUAAUCAGCUAGCUAUAGUUAUCAGUUCGUAUGAUAAAACCAUUGACAUUUUGUUGAGUCGGCGACAGAAAGAAUUGGCUGGCCAAGCCAUGCAUGAGUUGGGAAAUAUAAUGUUCCAUAUGAAAAACUACAGAUCUGCAUAUAAAUGGUGGUCGUCUGCUCUGGAUUGCAUUCUGAAUGAAAAGGAUGCACAAACAACUUGGAAGAAGUAUCUAGGUUCCAACGAUAAUACCGUGGAAGCAAAUAAAGAUCUGUUGGAAAGGUGUGGUGUGUGGGGGUGCCUGUUGGGUGGCGUGGUAGCUACAAAAAUAGCCAGAUAUAUUUAUUUUGCAAACAUGGACAUGUGCAGCCAAGCAUGUGAAAUGGCAUCAGCUCUUUUUAAGGCCAUCUUUUGUUCGUCGUUGACCUAUCCAUCAUCGAAUCAUGCGUAUUCUUUAUUCGACAUCUCCGACCAUCAAUCGUUUGAUCAAAUCAUACCUGGACUUAAUUUCUUCUCUGAUCCUUAUCGGAUUCAUUGUGCAGAUUUAACAGCCAGCGUGUCAUGGUUGUCAAAGUUUUUGGUGAAACAAGGCUUCUACAUCCCAGUGCAGCCAUUAUUGACGUUAGGCCAAUAUUUAGCAAAUUUCAUCUGCAAGAACGUGGCAAGCGCAGUUGGUGUGAAAUUGAUGAGGAUUGAAUCCUUAUGCAAGCUUCAUAUGUUUUCAGGAGCUGUGCAGAACUUUGUUCACAUACUAAGCGGUACACAUCUACCUGCUCCUGAUAUGAGGACGCAGGUACAGCGAAAAUGGGCUAAAUUAAAAGAUUCGAGACCGCUCACGGACCCAAAGAAUGUAAAAGUUCUAACACAGUUGAUUGAUUUUACUUUAAAUGAGCACCAUCUCGCAACAUAUGGUAAAGCACUUUGCAAUCACAUCUCUGUAUGUCAUGCAUUACUUAUGAUAUCUAUUGCUGAAAUCAUCUACGAGCGUCCAAGCACAGAACCUGUUGUUGUUGUGGAAAAGGAAGCAGAGAAGGUAGAAGUAUUCAAUAUAAAGCUUACCAAAUCUCAAAGCAAAAUAAACUCACAGAAAUCAAGAGACAAAAUGGCAGAUGUAACAGUGACAUUGAAUUCAACAGAAACAUUCGUGUCUUUAAAAGAGUUGAAAGCUAGAUUACUUGAUUCUGCGGAGACACGACUAGAGGAGAUGUUGGCACAGUUGGAAGCAACGCAACAAGAUUUUGAAGAAGAGAGUUCAUCGUUGUUUGUCAAGUGUCGUGUGUUAUUAUCAAGAAUUUGUAAAGAGAAGCUGCUUGUGCUUUCAGCAGCGAAACAUGCGUACAUAUGUCUUCAAGCUAUCAGUAAUUCAUCCACAGACACACAAAAUUUAAGGACAAAUCUUUCGCCUUCAGUCUCUUUAUUUCCGACUAAAGAAAAGCCCGACAACCCGAACACGGAUAUUGAUAUCAAGAUGUGGUUGUAUUGUCGAGAACUUGUUUGUUCGUAUCUACUGGAUGCGGAUGAUGUAGUUGGACAGCUCGCUGGAUCCAAUUUAUCUGUGGUUCACCUCACUGGCACGGCGAAAGAAAACAUAGAGUAUGGCGUAACCGAGUCUGAAAUGUUCAAUGAUUCUAGCAUGAAAAUCUUGUUUGAAAUGAAUCAGGUUAAACACGGCUUAAAGAAUGGAGAAGAUACCGAUAAAAUUUUGACGUUGUUGGAGGCGCUUGCUAAAAAAAUCGAUCGACUUACACCGCUAUCAUAUCCACUGAAACAAGUGCAAAUUGAAGGCAAGAUAUUGUUAGCAGACUUAAAAGCCUUGAAAUUUGCUGAUGUCAACACAGCGAUAAAAGAGUAUGCUGAAAUUGAACAAAAUGUACUAGAUAACAUGCUCAUUCGUGGUUAUGAUGUAAAUACGUGCACAAACCUUCCCGUGCAACCGUACUCCAACAUACACUGUGAGCUCUUUGAUGUUCUCCUAGCUGUGAAAGUACGCCACAGUAGAUCCAAAGCUUUGUUUGUUUCGUCAAAUGCUAAUCUCGGCGAGGGCGUCAAAGAUUGGCAGAUGUUAGUGCAGUAUAUCAAUGACGCUUUGAACACUUACCAAGUCAUCACAUCGAAAGACAUUUUAGUACAGUUGGAAUUCCUUGUCUUAAAAGGUAAAAUUCAGAGAAUUCUAUUUAACAGUGAAUAUUGUACUUUAUCUGAUUGCAUUGAAACAUUCCUCGACGUUGUGUACAUUUCAAAUAGCCAUACCCGAGAUUUAAGUUUACUCCGCCAGUGCUACAUCGAAAUGGGUCUGACAUUUAUUAGCAUGCUUCAGAGAAAAGGCUUAACGCUUUCUGAUCAAGUAAAGGAGACAGAACCUAGUACAAAGGGAAAGAAGAAGAGCACCUCGAGCAAUUCGAAGCUUUCAAAACCUACUGCGAGUAAAACUAAAAUCGACAAAAAUGCACAACGACUGGCUAAAGGAGCUUGGAUAUGUAUACGUACUGCAGGUGUUAUUGCGAAAGCUCAGCAAAAAUCUGAGCUUCUCGCUGGCGAAGCUGUUAUUACAUCUCAGGUUAUAACAAACAUGGCUGCGGAGAAUAUCCCUGCUUUCGCGUUAGAAGAUGUCAUGGGUUGUGCAUAUAACCCAAGUUGGAACAUAAGUGAGCAAGGCAAAGUCGAUGUGGAAAGCCAGUCUAUGAAAUCUGUUGAGGUCACGUGGGUUCAUCUUCUUAAUUAUGCCACAAAUUUACGACGCAACUGUAAUUAUUCCAGUCUGGCUAUAAGUAACAGAGAUGUGGAAGUUGUACGAAUACCGAACCAUUGUACCACGCGUGCAAUCAAGCUGGCCUCCGUCUGUCAGUAUUUGAUGACUUACUUAAGCGUGUACGACAAGGAGUGCUGUCCCAUAUUACCAAUAGAGAUUUUCUCGAUAAUUCUUGCUUCACUAAAAAGCUCUGACAGGGAGAUUUGCACUCCUACACCUCUUGAUUUUGACGAAACUAGCAAAUUGGACAUCAACAUAUCCUCGAUCAAACAGUUUGACAGUGAUGAUAUUGUUGAUGAGGUAUUUUACAAAGAGGGUGCUACCAGCACAGACAAACGCCCAGUAUCAGGUACGGAAAAACAAGGCGACAAAUCCGAUCGAAUACAUCUUCGCAAUCCGAUACAUGCUGGGGAAUACGAGAUAGCACUUCAGUGGUACAAACCAGAAUUAGUAGAGUCUAAGCAAGCUCAAAAUAUAUAUGUAGUGGCGGCAUUUAACAGUAAACCUAUAUCUGGAAAUUCAACUUCGUCUUCGUUUUCACAAUCAGCAGUACUUUGCCAGAGCAUUAUUGACGAAAUAAAGUGCGUCGCCAUCCAUGACAGUUUGAUGGAUAUUCUACAAGUCGCCGAAGCUGAUAUGGCAAUGCAAGGUCAGCUAUCUCGAUCUGCUGUUGUGUUUGCGACUGUGACGGCUGCACAAACUGUUUCUUCAAAGAGCCUUGCGUCUGGCAAAAAGAAUCGCGUUCCCUCAUCAGUGAGGAGCAGUAGAUCAGAAAAAGACGACCCCUUAAAACUGAAGCUGAUUCGAGUUCUUUCCCAUUUGAAGCAGGUGUUUGGACAUACGGACGACACCAGAGAGGAACCUUCUUUUGAAUCGACGUGGGAGAACAUUGUAUGUUUGGAAAACAUGUUUAAUCCCAAUAUGGGGCAUAUCUCAAGAGUUAGUGAAGGACUGUUUUCUUGGUUUCUUCAUUUGUUUAAAAAAUCCGCCGUCUGACUUCUUCAACGUUUGUAGUUGUUUUGGAUGAUAUGUAUAUAGUUUUUACGGAAGUAUAAUUUAUAGCUUUA